Messenger RNA from Sciurus carolinensis (gray squirrel), 463 nucleotides. It is a transcript of the gene Tmem256, whose product is annotated as transmembrane protein 256. The transcript is spliced from 4 exons. Lineage: Eukaryota; Metazoa; Chordata; Mammalia; Rodentia; Sciuridae. The coding region runs from base 44 to 385 and encodes 113 amino acids. The record is from RefSeq and is a predicted model, not a curated record.
GUGGCCUGGGCGGUGUUCAUCCCGCGCGUGACCACCCGUAGCCAUGGUCGGACCCGGGGCUGUUUUCCGCCGCCUUGGUGCCUUGUCUGGAGCGGGGGCCCUCGGCUUGGCCUCCUACGGGGCGCACGGCGCCCAUUUCCCCGACGCCUAUGGGAAAGAGCUCUUUGACAAGACCAACAAACAUCACUUCUUACACAGCCUGGCCCUUUUAGGGGUACCCCAUUGCAGAAAGCCCCUCUGGGCCGGUUUGCUACUAGUGUCUGGAACCACCUUAUUCUGCACCAGCUUUUACUACCAGGCUCUGAGUGGAGACCCUAGCAUCCAGAUGUUGGGCCCGGUGGGAGGGAGCCUACUACUUAUAGGCUGGCUUGCCUUGGCUCUUUGAAGUCUCCUAAUUACUGGUGUGUCUGGGUAAUUUGGGGGAAGUUGGGGGGAUUAAAAGAAAAAAAGCAAAUGAAAAACU